Messenger RNA from Ogataea haglerorum, 1452 nucleotides. RefSeq lists its product as uncharacterized. The transcript has a single exon. NCBI's taxonomy places the organism in Eukaryota, Fungi, Ascomycota, Pichiomycetes, Pichiales, Pichiaceae. The coding region runs from base 1 to 1452 and encodes 483 amino acids. The record is from RefSeq and is a predicted model, not a curated record.
AUGGCCAAACAGUCAAGCAGUUUAUCGGAGCCCCAGGUGGCCGACUCAGAGCGUGUAGCGCAGUCCGACUCGGAGUUCCAGGAUGAUCUGUCGUACCGCCAUGUGAAUCUGGAGAGCGAAGACGAGGAGGAUUUCGAUGCCUUUGUGCAGAAGUACGGCGCAGUGAAAGUGCAGUACAUAAAGAAGCCAAAAGUCCGCUCAUGGUUCAUUAAUAAGCCUUAUGCACUUAAUUUCUUCUACAACGGAACGCUCUACCGCACGAGAUCCGAGCGUGGCGAAAGUGGCAAGGUGGAGUUGUUCCUGGACCUGCUCUACGUGGGAAUUGUGGCAAAACUGGCCGCGUCCGCUACACAUGAGCCCACCGGCACGUCCUUGCUCAAGUACGUCUUGUUUUUUGCGCCGAUUUGGCAGGUUUGGUCCGAUAUUAAGGAUUUCAUGAACUACUAUUUCAAUGAGGACCUGCUCCAGAAAAUCUACAUCCUGUGGAUUCUCGCGCUCCUGCUGGUGUACACCAACGGCACAAACUAUAUGCUGGAGUCCAACAAGGCAAAUGCAACUGUUGUGGUUCCCUACAUUUUGUGCCGUCUCUCGUUGGGCAUCAGCUUGUUAGUAUAUUCUGUCUACGUCCCCCAGCACCGGCACCAAAAUAUUUUGUACGGCUCGCUGAUAAUCGUCACGUGCUGCUUGUGGAUCCCCGUCAUCUUCGUUUCUGUGCGUGCCAAGGUCGGCCUCAGCUUCAUGAACCUGUUCCUGGAAAAUGCCUCCUGGUGCGUUUCGUACCACCCUUACACCAAGAAGCUGCUCAAGCUGAAAUACAGCACGGCCAUCAACAUCGAGCACGAGGUCGAGCGGUUCGGCGCGUUCUACGUUAUCGCCAUUGGCGAGUUCCUGUACAAUAUCGUCGCCACCACAGCCGAGCGCAAUUUCGGUGUCGGCGUCACUGAGAAGAUAGGACGCGCCAUUAUCCUGCUUCUGAUCGCGUACUGCUUGCUGUGGCUUUAUUUCAACGGUGACGGCUCCAAGCGCGCCGUGCACGCGUGCCGCCGGUCAGGAAACACAGCCUUCCUAUGGUUCUUCCUGCACAUGCCGCUCAUCUCCUCGCUGAUACUGUGUGCUGACGCUGCUGCCGAUCUCUGCUACGAGGACGAGAUCGAGAACAUCGGGCUCUCGUACUACUUCACGGGGGCACUGUGUGUGUCGCUGUUCUGUCUGUACGGCCUGGCGAUUCUGGACAAGUCCAUCGACGACGAGACCGGCGGCGAGGGCCGCAACUGCUCUAGACACUAUCUACCAAAGUUCUGGAGACUGCUGCCAAGACUGCCGGUCGGAGUCAUCAUAGUGUGUCUGAGCGUUGCAAAGCUUGAGAUCACCAAGCUUUUUGGCACAACAAUGGCGCUGCUGGUGGCGCUGCUGGCCUACGAGAUCGCCAUGAGCAUGGACUCCAGCUGGUGA